Molecule: messenger RNA, 3111 nt
Organism: Uncinocarpus reesii 1704
Lineage: Eukaryota; Fungi; Ascomycota; Eurotiomycetes; Onygenales; Onygenaceae
Exons: 1
Coding region: 1-3111 (1036 amino acids)
Biological process (GO): exocyst localization; exocytosis
Cellular component (GO): exocyst
Molecular function (GO): SNARE binding
Source: RefSeq, a predicted model, not a curated record
AUGAGCGAGCGCAACGACCGCGAUAAAUUCAAUUCGGCGCCCGCGUCCGGAAAAUCGGUUUCUCCACCGGCUUCCGCGACAAGCCACACCGCGAUGACUAAUGACGCCAAGCCGCAGCGGAGAAGCCUCCUGCCAGGCACCAUUCCGUCUGUGGCGCAGAGGAGAGCGGCCUUUGAGCUGGCCAUCAGCAGCAGCCUCCAGCACGACCAGAGUCCGCCGUCGGAGGGCAAGAAGCGGUCCUUUCGGGGCCCCGGCAAGCUUCGCAAGUCCCUCAGCAAGCGUCGAAAGGAGAACGACCCGGUCUCGCCCACUGCCAAGAACAAAGGCGCAUUGUUGAGUGACGGGAAACGUCCUCUGGAGUCCACACCAGAAGGUAAUCCUGCAGAGCGAUCAAUUGAAGCGCCAAUUGCGCAUGCUGAGACUGGCUCAGAAACAGAACUCUCUCCGUCAAAGCCCGCGGCCACCAGCUACUCCUCCAAAUUCUCCUUGUCACGCUACUUGUCCAAGUCUAUACGGCCCAGCGCCCGUCUCAGAUUCGGCCCUGCGGAACAACCCGAGCCGUCACCUUCUAACCAACCCAGUCACACAUGCGAUGAUAAUACUAUUAUUGAAGAACCGACACCUGAUGCAUUAACGCCUACGGACGAAGCCUGCGAGCCGGAGCCCACUCCGAAACCAGUAGAAAAAGCUGACGGUAUUUCAGUCGUUUCGUCUCCCGAUACGGUCGCUUCGUCAGCCAAUGCUUCCCUCUUCGACCGUAUCUUUAGUUCUUCCCCCCGUCCCACGAUAACACCCCCUGCUGCGCCGAUUGUGCUGCAAACCAACAAAACCAUGCCUGGCGAAAGCAAGGAAGAUGGUGGCUUCGCGCUGCCUCGACUGGAAGAUCUACUACGGCAUCCCGAGGAUCUAGAUAAGAUUCCCGCUCUGAAGGCGGAAUAUACGAGAAAGAAGGCUGCGAUAGAUGCGCAACUUCGAGAUGGCCUAAGAGAUCAACUCGAAACGGUGCAGCGGAGUAUUAACCAGCUCAAGGAGAGCCAGAAGCUAGUGAUGGAUACGAGAGCUGAGCUACGCGAUAUUGACAGAUUGUGUGCUGAAUCGCAAGCAGCUGUGGGUGACUUUGCGCAAAUCGACAAAUUAGCUCGGAUGCACCGGAAUUUUGAAGCGACAUUGAUGAUGAAACAAGGUCUCGAGAGUUUCCACAGCGAUUUGGCCGAAAUUGAAAGGCUGCUACAGGAAGAUGAUGAAGAUCUAGAAAACCAACCUAAUCUACUAAAUGCACAUAUGGCGAUUACACGACUGAGAGACUUUCGGGAUGAAGCCAUGGAUCAGAUCUCGAAAUCCCCAGACAGAAGCAGUGAGGCGACACUGGUCGAAUGGUUCCAGGGCCUUGACCCUGUCAUUGAAUGGUUUGAUGACCAUUUGGGUACUGCUUGCAUGAAUCUCAUUCAGUUGGUGCAAUCAGAUAACCGAAGCAUGGUGGUCAGACUUGCCGUGGUGAUCCACAGUGAAGAGAAGAAUGAUGCCAAAGUCAAAGCGUUGCAGGAAGCGCAAAAGGAUCAUGAAUACUUGGCCAGCCGGUUCAAAUCCAUGAAUAUUGGCCCAAAAACGAUCAGAGGAUAUAAAGAGAAUUUCUUGAAAGCUAUCGAAUUUUAUGCCCAGGGCCAAUUUGAAUCUACCAAGGAAAUUUUCCUGGACGAUCCCGAUAAGUUGGAGAAAAGUUUCAAAUGGUUUUUUAACGAUUUAUUUACAGUGCGAGAAGGGAUGCAAUCUCUCAUGCCUAAGAAGUGGAAUAUUUACAAAACUUAUACCGAUAUUUACCACCGGAUGAUGCACGAUUGGCUGAUUCAAUUUGUCGAUGAUGACCAACUUCCUGCCGCGAAUAUGCUUGCUAUUAUCCACUGGAGCGAGAAAUAUUACACGAAAAUGGCGAAACUUGGCUGGAAACAGGCUGACCUCGUUCCAAACGUGAUAGAUGACCGAGAAGGCGAACUGGUUCGAGAUUGGAGAAAUCUAAUUAUCAAAGCACUUGACGAGUGGAUGGAGCGUAUGUUUGUUACGGAUAAAAAAUCCUUCCUCGAAAGAGAUGCCGAAGCCCUGGAUACAAAUCCAGAUGGUUACUUCCGCAUAAAAACCCUCGGAGACUUGUGGCGUAUGCUUUAUGAACAACUUCUUGCAGCUGGCGCUUCACAAAGGACGGAUGUUGCCGAAGGUGUUGUUGACGCAAUGUUCCGUGCUUUAAAAAAUCGGCAGUCCGUCUGGCAGACCAUGCUUUCCGAAGAAUGCGCUAAAUAUAAAUCCCCGAACGGCGAUAUUUCAGACAACAAAGGCUUCCAGCAAUUACAAGAUUGGCUUAUUGCCGUUGCGAACGACCAGAUUGCAUGUAUUGACGAUAAUGAUGCCUCCGGUCAAGUGGGCUACCUCACACGCUUCAGACGAGAUUUCGAGCCGUUGGUCACAGAGAAGUACUUGAUUACACGCGCGGAUCUAGAGCUCAAUGCUCUUCGGGAUGGUUACGUCGAUUUCAGCACCAAUUGUAUCGCCCUAUUCAUUGAUUUAAUCUUUUCCGUUGACUUUCGUACCACCCUCCCCGACUUCUUUACGCAAAAAUGGUAUGGUGAAUUUGCGAUGAAGCGUAUGAUAUCUACCUUUGAGGAUUACAUGUCGGACUACCUCUCCAUGAUCCACCCGUCCCUUCGUGACAUUCUCAUUGAAGAACUGUCCGACGAACUCCUUGUGCACUAUCUCUCAUGUGUUCGUAACCGCGGCGCAAAAUUCCGCCGACAGGACCCCUUUACAGAUAAAUUUAAAGACGACAUCCUCACUAUCUUUGCAUUUUUCCAACAAUACCCCGAAAGCUUUGCCAGCACGAUCAAAGACCGAUGGAGACUGGUCGAUUGGUUGGUCAGGCUACUUGAAGCGGACAAAGUCGAAGUUGUGACUGUAUAUGAGGAUUUUAAGAAAGAAUACUGGGACUUGCAGCUUUCCUGGGUUGAGGCCGUACUGAGGUCAAGGGACGAUUUUGAACGGUCAAUGGUCAGCGGAGUCAAAGCCAAGGCUGCAGAGCUGUCGGUGGAGCGAGGAGCGGAGACUAUUAUGGGGAGAGUGAGAUGA